Molecule: messenger RNA, 842 nt
Organism: Mustela erminea (ermine)
Lineage: Eukaryota; Metazoa; Chordata; Mammalia; Carnivora; Mustelidae
Product: small EDRK-rich factor 1
Exons: 3
Coding region: 168-356 (62 amino acids)
Source: RefSeq, a predicted model, not a curated record
CGGUCCAGCCUCGGUGGGCGGGGCCAUGGGAGGUGCGGAGGCGUUGCCCCGCAGAGGGCCCGCGCGGGCUCAGCCUUCAAGGGCCACCGGUGGGGACGGCAGCUCAGCGUGCUAAGAGGCCGUUGCUUUCUGUGGCGGCUUUCUCCCAGGCUCGGUCCGGUGUCGGCAUGGCCCGAGGAAAUCAGCGAGAACUUGCCCGCCAGAAAAACAUGAAGAAAUCCCAGGAAAUUAGCAAGGGAAAAAGAAAAGAGGAUAGCUUGACCACCUCUCAGAGAAAGCAGAGGGACUCUGAGAUAAUGCAACAAAAGCAGAAGGCAGCUAAUGAGAAGAAGUCUAUGCAGACAAGAGAAAAAUGAUGACUAUUUGGAAAAACCUGGGUGCUACUGCUGACUAGGUGUAUCAUAAGCUUGAAGGGUCAAAAAUUUGUGGAGCUAACAGUUAUAUGUUAUAUCCUUAUAAAACUAUUUUAAACUUUACCUUUCAGCCUGACUUAGUGUAAUGUUUCAGAACCAUUCUUCAAAGAAUAAAACACUAACCAUUCAUGUGAUAUAUUGGUGGAUGUUGUUUUUUUAUCAGCAUUGAGCAUUUAUAUAAUUUGCUAGAGACAUAAUGUGAUGAGAUAAUAAAAUCUAUAAAUCUAGAAUAUUUGUCAUAAACUUUGUUAAAGUAGAUCUUAUUUACAAUCAACUUGAUUGUAUAAUAGAAUUUAAGAUACAUUUAUCUUAAACAAUCUAUGUUGUUUUGUGAUUAACUGGUUUGUUUGAAGAAUUUAACAUAGCACAGACCCACCUGGAAUGGCAACUAAAUGAAUACAAAUUAAAUGAAGAGUAACUUACUGAGAA